Messenger RNA from Durio zibethinus, 2521 nucleotides. Its product is annotated as GDP-L-galactose phosphorylase 1. Gene Ontology annotation, biological process: glucose metabolic process. The record is from RefSeq and is a predicted model, not a curated record. Gene Ontology annotation, molecular function: GDP-D-glucose phosphorylase activity. Lineage: Eukaryota; Viridiplantae; Streptophyta; Magnoliopsida; Malvales; Malvaceae. Gene Ontology annotation, cellular component: cytoplasm.
CAGACUCCAACCUAACCUCAAUUAUUUUCAAACAUUUGGGCGAAACUCAAUUUAUAUAAACAAAAAAAAAUCGAUCUUAUAAAAUUGAAUCCGAUUCAAAUCAACGAAUUCGGAUAUAUUUAUUAUUCCUACUGUUUACAAUCUCUGUUUCUCUUUCUAUAUUUUCAUAUCUCUCUGUCAAGUAAUUGUCGUUAAGCCCGCAAAACCAAAACUCUGAAAGAGGGCACCGGGGCCACUAGCUUUCUCUGGUUCCCGCUUUCUCACUACUAUUAUAGCCACAAUCCCUCCAAAAUCACUCACCUCUUAUCUAUAUAUCUCCGCUCUUCUUCCUCUCUCCUUUCAUCCCACACCACCACGAAAAGAAAUAAGGAAACAGGUUGAAGGGGUUUUUCUUUUCUUCUUUGUGCACACCAGGUGUUUGAUAAAAGUUUUAUAUUGUUUUCUUGAAGCUGGAGAGAUUUGGUAUUUGGUUAGAUUAGUUUAAAGGGAUUUUGAAUUGUGGGUUUUUGUUUGUGGGGGUAACACCCAGAGUUAGACAAAUCGUGGACAUCACGGCUAUAUACAAAGCUUUUCGGCCUAUUCAUGUCCGAAUUGUACGACGAACGGGUUGUGUGAUCGAGAGCAACCCUUCGCCGCACGGCGGACGUGGAGCUUUGCCUUCUGAAGGCGGUAGUCCUUCCGAUCUCCUCUUCCUUGCUGGUGGUGGUGUUGCCUUUUAGAGUUUCAGUAGUAUAAAUAGACAGCUUUUAGUCUUUAAAAAUUACCAUUGAACAAGUUUCUUUUAAAAAGGCUGUUGUUUUUCAUCUUCUACGUUGUUGUUCUUUGUGGGUUAUCUCUAUUUGAUUUUUAUUGGAUAAAGAAAGAAGAGAAGUAGUAGCAAGAUGAUGCUCAGGAUUAAGAGGGUUCCCACUGUUGUUUCGAAUUACCAAAAGGAUGAGGCGGAACAGAGUGCUUGCCGUAGCGGUGGGUGCGGAAAGAAUUGCCUUAGAAGCUGUUGCAUUUCAGGGUUUUGGUUUAUAGGGGCAAAGCUUCCUUUAUAUGCUUUCAAGAAGCUGAACAAUAUUGAGAGUGAAAAAGACGUGCUUGGAAUUGAGAACAGAGAGCCUCCCGUUUCUUUUCUUGACUCACUCAUUCUUGGGGAGUGGGAGGAUCGCUUGCAAAGAGGGCUCUUUCGAUAUGAUGUCACUGCCUGUGAAACCAAGGUGAUUCCUGGUGAAUAUGGUUUUAUUGCCCAGCUGAAUGAGGGCCGCCACCUUAAGAAGAGGCCAACUGAGUUCCGUGUUGAUAAGGUUCUCCAGCCCUUUGAUGGGAACAAAUUCAACUUCACCAAAGUUGGGCAAGAAGAGGUGCUCUUCCAGUUUGAAGCAAGUGAAGAUGGUGAAGUUCAGUUCUUUCCAAAUGCUCCCAUUGAUGUUGAGAAUUCUCCAAGUGUUGUUGCCAUAAAUGUGAGUCCUAUUGAAUAUGGACAUGUGCUCUUGAUCCCUCGAAUUCUUGAAUGCUUGCCCCAGAGGAUUGACCGUGAGAGCUUCUUGCUUGCACUUUAUAUGGCAGCUGAAGUUGGGAAUCCAUACUUCAGAUUGGGUUAUAACAGCUUGGGUGCAUUUGCUACAAUCAACCACCUUCACUUCCAGGCUUACUAUUUGGCCAUGCCCUUUCCCAUUGAGAAAGCUCCCACCAAGAAGUUAACCACUGUGAAUGACGGAGUGAUCAUCUCAGAGCUUUUAAAGUAUCCAGUCAGAGGACUUGUCUUUGAAGGUGGUAACACUCUCCAGGACUUGUCUGACACGGUGUGUGAUGCCUGCAUUUGCCUUCAAGAUAACAACAUACCAUUCAAUGUCCUCAUCUCUGAUUGUGGAAAGCGUAUCUUUCUCCUUCCACAGUGUUAUGCUGAGAAACAAGCACUUGGGGAAGUGAGUCCAGAGCUUUUGGACACCCAGGUAAACCCUGCUGUGUGGGAGAUUAGUGGUCAUAUGGUGUUGAAAAGGAGGAAGGACUAUGACGAGGCAUCUGAGGAAAAUGCUUGGAGGCUUCUUGCAGAGGUUUCUCUCUCUGAUGAGAGGUUCUGUGAAGUGAAUGCUCUGUUAUUUGAAGCCAUUGCCAGUGGCAAAGAUAGCAUUCAAAAUGUUGAUGAGACUUUUCUUGAUGAGCCUGAUACUAAAGCUCAAUGUUUUGAAGGAGAGAAUACCAUCACCAAAGGCUCCCACGACCCGAUGGUGGCUGGGACACAAGAAUGCCUUGUUCUGCAGUAAGAACCAGAGCCCCGUCCCUCCGGAGUUCUGUUUCUACUAUGUCAGUUUGGUAUCAAAGAUUAUGUUUAAAGCUUGUAUGAAUUAUGGCACUGGUAGCCUCUAAAUAAGCAAACUUAGUUUGCACUGCUGUAAGGAUAUUCGACUUUGCAUAAACUGCUAUAUGCUUAUUGGCUUCAUGAUGUACUUUAUUGGAUCAUGUGAACUAGAAUGUAAUGUAAGGUGAUGUUUGCUGUUAUGAGCUAAUAAAUGCAUGAGAUUAUGUUUUUAUGGUA